AUGGCUGAUGCCGCAAUAGAAGACGACGAUGAAGCGGUAGUUGUGUUCAAUGCGCCCGUCGUCGAGAAUAAAGAAGAUUGCUCAACUUCAGGCUUGGUAGAUGGUGAAUAUGUUGCGGACACGGGCGUGGAUGUGAGAAGUGAUGCGACUGAAGAAGUAGACAACGAUGUAGGCGAUGAAGCGGCGGACGAGGUCGUGUUGACAUCCUUUGUCGCGGCCGUUUCACUCUGCGGCAGAACAGGAGAGGACUCAAGGGAAGACGAAUAUACUGGUGAUGACGAUGUGGGUGAUGAUAAACUAGAAGGUGAAGUGGAAUUGACGUUGUCAGUUGUGUUGGACUGGGUCUGCGACGUGGUUGAUGCCGUGAUUAGUGUAGCUGAUGAUAUGCUUGACGGUGUGCUUGACGAUGCACUUGAUGUCGUGGUUGAUGUAGUUGACGAUGCGCUUAGCUCUGUGAUUGACGAUGUAGCUGAUGAUAUGGCUGAUGAUGUGCUUGGCUCUGUGGUUGACAACGUAGCCGGCGAUGUAGCUGACGAUGUAGUUGACGAUGCGCUUGGCUCUGUGGUUGACGACGUAGCUGGUGAUAUGGCUGACGAUGCGCUAGACGAUGCAGUUGACGCCGUGAUUAGUGUAGCUGAUGACAUGCUGGACGGUGUGGCUGAGGAUGCAGUUGACGGUGUGCUUGACGAUUCACUUGAUGUCGUGGUUGAUGUAGUUGACGAUGCGCUUAGCUCUGUGAUUGACGAUGUAGCUGAUGAUAUGGCUGAAGAUGUGCUUGGCUCUGUGGUUGACGUAGCUGAUGAUAUGGCUGACGAUGCGCUAGACGAUGCAGUUGAUGCCGUGAUUGGUGUAGCUGAUGAUAUGCUUGACGGUGUGGCUGACGGUGUAGUUGACGGUGUGCUCGACGAUGUGCUCGGCUCUGUGGUUGAUAUAGCUGACGAUGUAGCUGAUACGGCCGACGAUGAGCUUGGCAAUGCGCUAGACGAUGCACUUGAUGCCGUGACGGAUGUAUCUGAAGACGUAGCUGACGACGUAGCUAAUGAUAUGCUUGAUGUCGUGGCUGACUCUGCAGUUGACAAUGUAGUCGACGACGUGGUUGGAGACGUACCAGGAGCUGCGGUAGAGGAUAAACGUAUCGAGCUAGCAACAGACACAGACGUUGUAGAGGACGCGGCCAACGAUGUAGACGACUCGGAACUAGAGGAUGAAGUAACCCUGACGUCCUGUGUUGUCGUCGACUGA
Metarhizium brunneum ARSEF 3297 is the source of this 1242-nucleotide messenger RNA. The record is from RefSeq and is a predicted model, not a curated record. Lineage: Eukaryota; Fungi; Ascomycota; Sordariomycetes; Hypocreales; Clavicipitaceae.